AUGGCGAACUAUCGAACUCCCAGGAAGAAGGCCGAAGGGGCUGAUCUGAUGGGCAAGAGCAAGUCCUUCGACGAUUUGCACGCAUCCACCGACGACGGUACAAGCUCGGGCGCCAACGUGUCCUCUGCAAGCUCCACGACCGGUUUGCAGGUCCCCCCUCGCGGAUCGUCAGUCAACUUCGCCGGUCGAAGCAAGAAAUCCCGAAUCAAGACUGAUAAGAAUCUCCGAGUAGCUCGCUCAUUUUCCCCAUCGAAAACAUCUCCCGCGGAAAAUCGCUACACCAAGCAGCGCAACCUAGAACACGUGCGCUACGCAAACUCGGAAAAUUCGGGCACUACAUCGUCCCAUGCUCAUGACGACGCCCAUGACCCCUUCGUAAACCCCGGCGAUAACGACAUCAGAAAGCGCACCUUCGAAAACGAGAACUCAGACGAAGGGAACCAGGUCGUUCGCUCCCGUGAGAAUAACCACGAAAUGCCGCCUGGUACUACACUGGACGCGCAGAUGAUCUACCGUCCUUCGGCUUGUGCCUUUGUAGCCAAUCUCAACCGCGAGGAAUCUGUCGACGUCCUCAGGGAAGAAGUUACCCGGGCCUUUACACGCUUCGGCACGGUCUUUGUCAAGAUCCGUCGUGAUCCCCACAAGGGCAACCCGUAUGCGUUCUGCCAAUUUACUACCGACGAAGCCAUGGAGACAGCUCUGUCCCGCGGCCGAGGUUUGUAUAUUUGCGACCGUCCCUGCCGCAUCGAGCGGGCCAACGCCAACUGCAAAUGGGUCGUCAUGGAUGCCCUGAAUUCGCGCAUCACUCCGCGCGACGCCACCGAGGUACGCGAUCUCAUGCGGAACUUUGGCGAGAUCUUCGAGGUCGAGCGCCUGUCAUCCCGUCAGAAGCGCCAACUAGGUGUGGUGGACGGGCUCCUCGUCAUCUUCAAGCGUUUUGAGAAGGGACGGGAUGUCAAGUCUCUCCAGGCUUCACUUGGAAAGCGAUACCAGAUCCAGCUCUAUGAGUCUCGCGCCGAUUCCUACACUCGCCGCGCACUGGAUCCCAUGGAACAGUAUGAACAGGACUCGCGCUCUGCUUGGGUCGGCAACUUGCCAGGAGGUGUCACCGAGCUCGAGCUCGAGAACGAGUUUGAAUGUUUCGGUCAAGUAUACCAGGUCGAUCUACGCCAGAAGAUUUGGUUUGACGAUGACGGCCGCCCGAUUCCCGGUCGAGAGGGCGCAUUCGCUUUCAUCGUGUUCUUGUCCCCUGAUGCAGUCGACCGCGCAAUCGAAGGAAUGGGCGACGUUCGAGAGGCCUUCCCUGCUCUCGCUGAGCGAGAUCACGAGGCUGGGCCCAAGGGAAAGACACCAAACCGUCCAGCCCGAGUGGAUUCUGCUCCCAAUGUUGCCUCUUCUGAGGAAUCGAGUGCACCUUCUGCGGCAGGCACUGCCAACCCAUGCGCCGAAGAAGUGGUCCAGGAGGCAGGCCACGAGUCCACGAGUUUGCCUGGUAGUUUCACCGGUCCUCCUGCGCUACAGCAAUACGGCAUCAUGUCCGGACAAGGUGGUUUCAUCCCACUGGAUCUCUACCAGCACCUCAUCAUGAGCGGUUGGCUACCACCUUAUCCCGGUCAGCCGCCACCUCAUCCUCCUCCUCAGUGA
Emericellopsis cladophorae is the source of this 1644-nucleotide messenger RNA. RefSeq names its product Nucleotide-binding. Gene Ontology annotation, molecular function: RNA binding. Bases 1 to 1644 code for a protein of 547 amino acids. Lineage: Eukaryota; Fungi; Ascomycota; Sordariomycetes; Hypocreales; Bionectriaceae. The transcript is spliced from 10 exons. The record is from RefSeq and is a predicted model, not a curated record.